GUGCAUCUGAACCUGCAUCAGUCCCACACACAAACACACACGCACACACACACACACCCCACUUCGUUGCUAUCCACGGGCGAGUCUCCCCACUCCAACCUGUCGAGCGGGAGGGUGUCGCCGCUGUCACACGCACAGAACUCGACGGACUUUAUGCACCAGUACACCGAAGCAGAGGCACUGCAGGACAGGCACGAGGCACAGGACGACCACUUCGAAGCCUACAGGUAG
Sphaeroforma arctica JP610 is the source of this 231-nucleotide messenger RNA. RefSeq lists its product as hypothetical. The transcript has a single exon. The annotation marks the transcript as partial. The record is from RefSeq and is a predicted model, not a curated record. Lineage: Eukaryota; Ichthyosporea; Ichthyophonida.